AUGGGGGACCCUCCACCUGACCCCGAGCCCCCUUCUCAGCCGACCUCCAGCCGUAGGAGCUCUCAGGUCUCCGAGCGGCGGCGCACCAGGCCCUCGGUCGCGCCCCUGGUCCACGAGGAGCUGCAACAGAUACCGCUUGACCCCCAGAUCCUGCGCGGCAGUCGGGAGGCCCUGUCGAGCCAGAGCAAUCUCCGCGGCUGGCCACAGAGCACCAGCCUGACCCCAAACGAGAACCUGGUUUUCCAAGCUGAGGACUCGUACGUGAACCCGGGCUUUCCUGCAGAGGUGCAGCGCCAAGCUUACCUGAGCGAGGGCAGGCUCCAGGCCAGCCAAAACGCCAGCCUAAUGCAGCAGCUACAGCAGGGUGAAGGCAACCUAUUUCAGCAACUGGAGUCUGCCUACCCGGGGCCCCCGGCAGACCUCCUGGGCCAGUUCACCCUGUACCAGAGAGAAGACCUGCCGUUCAGCCAGGGCACAGAGCAUGGGCCCUACAUGACGGAUGACCCCACUCUCCAAUUCUCGCCCUCUGAGCUGGGCUUCAUGUCCUUCAAUAUGGAGUUGCCUGAGCCAGAACCUCGCGAGCUGGCCGUGCAGAAUGCCAAGGCCUACCUGCUGCAGACCAGCAUCAAUAGCGACCUCAGCCUGUAUGAGCACCUGGUGAACCUGCUGACCAAGAUCCUGAACCAGAGGCCGGAGGACCCCUUGUUCCUCCUGGAGUCGCUGAACCGCACCACUCAGUGGGAAUGGUUCCACCCCAAGUUGGACACGCUUCGGGACGACCCCGAGAUGCAGCCCACCUACGAGAUGGCCGAGAGGCAGAGGGCGCUGUUCAGCCGGAGCGGCGGCGGCGAGGGCGAGCAGGAGAUGGAGGAGGAGGUGGCUGAGACCGCGGUGCCCAACAUCAUGGAGAAGGCCUUCUACUUCGAGCAGGCCGGCGUGGGCCUGAGCUCCGAUGAGAGUUUCCGCAUCUUCAUGGCCCUGAAGCAGCUGGUGGAGCAGCAGCCCAUCCACACUUGCCGCUUCUGGGGCAAGAUCCUGGGGCUCAGUCGCAGCUACCUGGUGGCCGAGGUGGAAUUCCGGGAGGGCGAAGAGGAGGCGGAGGAGGAAGAGCUGGAGGAGAUGACAGAGGGCGGCGAGGUGAUGGAGGCGCACGACGAGGAGGAGGGUGACGAGGACGAAGACAAGGUCAUGGACGUCAUCCCCAAGCCCACAUGGAAGCCGCCGCCCGUCAUCCCCAAGGAAGAGAGCCGAAUCGGCACCAACAGAUACCUGUAUUUCGUUUGCAACGAGCCGGGCCGGCCGUGGAUGCGGCUGCCCCACGUCACGCCGAUCCAGAUCGUGCAGGCCCGCAAGAUCAGGAAGUUCUUCACGGGUUACCUGGACGCGCCGGUCAUCAGCUACCCGCCCUUCCCGGGCAACGAGGCCAACUACCUGCGGGCCCAGAUCGCUCGCAUCUCUGCCGCCACACACAUCAGUCCGCUUGGCUUCUACCAGUUUGGCGAGGAGGAGGGCGACGAAGAGGAGGAGGGCGGAGCCGGGCGCGACUCCUACGAGGAGAACCCCGAUUUUGAGGGCAUCCCAGUCCUCGAGCUGGUGGAUUCCAUGGCCAACUGGGUGCACCACACGCAGCACAUCCUGCCGCAGGGCCGCUGCACUUGGGUGAACCCUUUGCAGAAGACAGAAGAGGAGGAGGAGUUGGGGGAGGAGGAAGAGAAGGCAGAUGAAGGCAUAGAGGAAGUGGAGCAGGAGGUCGGACCCCCGCUGCUGACCCCGCUCUCAGAAGACGCAGAAAUCAUGCACAUGGCACCGUGGACCGCCCGCCUGUCCUGCACCGUCAGCCCGCAGUAUUCCGUGGCGGUCGUGCGCUCCAAUCUCUGGCCAGGGGCCUAUGCCUACGCCAGUGGCAAGAAAUUUGAGAACAUCUACAUUGGCUGGGGCCACAAGUACAGUCCUGAGAACUUCAACCCAUCCCUGCCAGCCCCCAUUCAGCACGAGUACCCCAGCGGCCCGGACACGAUAGAGAUGAGCGACCCCACAGUGGAGGAGGAGCAGGCCCUGAAGGCUGCCCAGGAGCAGGCCCUGGCGGCUGCGGAAGAAGAGGAAGAAGACGAAGAGGAAGAUGAGGAUGAGGACCAGGAUGACUGA
This is a messenger RNA of Rangifer tarandus platyrhynchus (Svalbard reindeer), 2145 nucleotides long. The record is from the annotation of a GenBank genome assembly. Lineage: Eukaryota; Metazoa; Chordata; Mammalia; Artiodactyla; Cervidae.